AUGGUACUACUGUCACUGAUGAGCUUGGCCUUGGCCUGCAGCAGGUCCAUCUUGGAGCUAGCUGGCAUUGGUUCUGUUCCCGGGGGAGACUGGCCAGCCGCUUCCCGGGAGCUCUGCCCCGCCGGUGAGGCAGGGCCAGGUGGGGGCGCCGCGGGCUCCCCUCCCGAGUCGGGGCGGUGGCGGUCGGUGCUCGGCGAGGGUUUCCCUGUGGCUCAGUUCGGCUCGGCUCCACUUCACUCCGUUCGGCUUGGCUCGGCUCGGCUCCGCUCUGCCAUGGGCUCGGUGCUGUCCCGUACGGCGGCCCCGGUCUCGCCGUCUGCCCUUUCCUUCGAGUGCGCCGUGUGCCUGGAGGUGCUGCACCGGCCCGUCCGCACACCCUGCGGACACCUAUUCUGUCAUUCCUGUAUUUCUGCAAGUUUAAAGAAUAAUGCGUGGACAUGCCCUUACUGCCGUGCUUAUCUGCCUUCUGAAGGAAUUCCAGCCACUGAUAUUGCCAAGAAGAUGGAGAGCACAUUCCAGAAUUGCACAGAAUGUGAAACACAGGUUUGCUUGAGUCAAAUGAGAGCUCACUUAAGAACAUGUGAGAAAUACAUAGAAAACUAUGGACCUAUACAGGAGCCUGGAGAUGCUGCAACAAGGUAUUCCUGUCCUUACUGCCAGUGCCAAGUAGCUGAGGAUGAGCUAAUGGAUCACUGUCUAACUUACCACAGAUUGGAAAGGAGAGCAGUGUGUUGUCCAAUUUGUUGUUUAACACCUGGGAGAGAUCCAAGCUAUUUCAGCAGCAAUUUUAUGAGGCAUCUUCAAGUCAGACAUAUGCUCCAUUAUGAAGACCACAUAGACAUAAACAGUGUUGGAGAAGUUCUUGUUGAAAGUGUUCUAGGUGGGUCAUUCUUAGACUAUGUCCAUGUGAAUCAUCCAAACAGCUCAUAAGGACUGCUGCAGAAGAGUGGAGGAACUUUUCCUGCGGAUAAACGUGGUCAUGAAAAUGUUGACUUUUGCACUUAAUAACAGUGUGCUAAUAG
Messenger RNA from Dryobates pubescens (Downy woodpecker), 1022 nucleotides. RefSeq names its product ring finger protein 125 (gene RNF125). Lineage: Eukaryota; Metazoa; Chordata; Aves; Piciformes; Picidae. Gene Ontology annotation, biological process: ubiquitin-dependent protein catabolic process; protein polyubiquitination. Bases 1 to 930 code for a protein of 309 amino acids. The record is from RefSeq and is a predicted model, not a curated record. The transcript has 7 exons. Gene Ontology annotation, molecular function: ubiquitin protein ligase activity.